This is a messenger RNA of Pocillopora verrucosa, 1682 nucleotides long. RefSeq names its product prolactin-releasing peptide receptor. Gene Ontology annotation, cellular component: membrane. Gene Ontology annotation, molecular function: G protein-coupled receptor activity. The record is from RefSeq and is a predicted model, not a curated record. NCBI's taxonomy places the organism in Eukaryota, Metazoa, Cnidaria, Anthozoa, Scleractinia, Pocilloporidae. Gene Ontology annotation, biological process: G protein-coupled receptor signaling pathway.
AUAUCCACGUCUGGCCAUAGCCAGGGUUAAAAGGCGGAAAGUGAAAACAGACGAUAUAGCGGAAAUCUUUGGGUUAAAUUCUUAGCCCCCUGGCCUUGCGCGCACGUGAGCUAACUUAACUGCAAACAGAGUUCAUCCAUAACUAACCACGCGGCUGGAUUCAUAGCAAAAGAGAAUGAAUUCUGUCGCGAACGAGACUGUCGAGUUUGAGCUGCCGUACUUCAAAGAGCCUCACUGGUUAGAGAUCGUUCGCUUGACACUCGAGUUCUUCAUCGCAACUCUCGGCAUAGUAGGAAAUGCCGUGGUAUGCUUAGUCAUAACUUUCCAACCCCAGAUGCAGACCGUUAUCAACUUCUACAUUAGAAACCUCGCCAUUGCAGAUCUAGGAAUACUUCUCUUCUCCUUCCCGCUAACGGUAAUUAAGGAACAAGAUCCAUAUCACUGGCCCCUGGGUGAAUACUUCUGUCGGUUUCUGUAUCCUGUCAAUGAUAUAUUUUACGGUGUUUCAGUGUGGUCCAUAACCUUGAUUGCCAUAGAUCGCUACAGAGCAAUAGUUGGAGGCCGUAUUCCUAAGCGAAAUUCCCUCAAUUUCAGAUCAGCAAGAUGGAUGAUUCUUGGCGUGUGGAUAAUGUCCUUCUUGGUCAUCUCCCUGCCUUUGUAUUUCGUAAUGACGUUCAUUGACCAGAACUCGUACAUCGAUUGUACUCCAAUCUGGCCGAGCGCCGAGCGAGGAAAUCUGGGAGAGAUGCAACAAAUCUACAGUAUCGCGAUCAUUGUAUUCUGGUAUGUUCUGCCACUCACCAUUAUCGUUGGAACAUUCCACAGCAUUUCAGUAAAGCUCCGAGUCAGCACUAACUUUAACAGAUCCAUACAAGAAGAGUGUAACGAAUCAAGCGAAUCCCACAACGUUCGCAAAAGACUUCGUGAGCGACAAAACAGUAGAGCUAAGAAGCUUUUAACACCUGUUGUAAUAGUUUUUGCUGUCACUAUGCUUCCCGCUAAUGUUUUCCGCCUCUCAUUUAUGUAUUGGGAAGGAAUUUCUGAGCACAAAUACUUGUGGGUUUUUUACAAUGUUUGCGUGAUCUUCGUCAUUGCAAACUCGUCGGCAAAUUUUUUCAUUUACUCCCUUGUGAGCGACGAGUUUCGCCAAAGUUUUAAGCGCCUCAUUUGUCGUAAUUCUAACUCUACUUCUCGUAGUACAACAGACAGAACUGUUCGAAGUCCACUUCACAGUCCUUUAAACCUAAGUCCUACAAAUUUAUACCCAACCAACACUGACAGACAAGAAUAAGACGAAGGGAACUCCAGACAACUUCAAGAGCGAAAUUCACGCGAGGUUUUGGCGACGACCUGCAGCAUCCUGCUGACAAAACAGUGGGAAAGACGGAUUCCUUUUAAAAGCUAAAUAUCUAAACGUACUCAAACAUUUAAAAUAGAGAAGAUUUUGCUAAUAGAUGCGUCGAGCUUCAACGCUCUUUAACAUUCGUUUUCAACGUGUUUGAAGGGCAUUUUUUAAUGGAUAAUUUUAGACAUUUGAAGACGGGUAUGACGCUCCCCGUGAAUGGUAACACUAUUAUUGUUUUAGUAAUGUUUUUUCUAGGUUUAAUUUCAUGAAGAAAAUGUGUAAACGCUAAGAUAUGGCUGUCCAGCUAACAGCUGUCCUUGAAAACGAACAAGUUAAA